AUGAUUCUUGAAUCGUUAACAGGAGGAAAGGUUGAAGGGGAUAAUAGGCAAGUAAUAGUUCAAAAAAUUCAAGAUGAACUCAAGGAGAAAAGAUAUUUGCUUGUCCUUGAUGAUUUGUGGAAUAAUAAUCAAGAUGGAUUGUUGGAUGACUUUUUCAACACUUUGGCGGGACUCAAUGCGAAGAAAGGGAGCUGGUGUCUUGUUACUUCUCGGCUGCAAGAAGUGGAAACUAUUCUGUCUAGACAUCCGCAGAUCAAUUUUACUCGCCAUGAGCUGGGAAGGCUAUGCGAUGAUGUUUGCUGGUCUAUCGUGAAAAAUUGGGCAAAUGUAGGGGAAGAAGUACCAAGAGGAUUGGAAGACAUAAGGGAGCAAGUUUUAGGAAGAUGUGACGGUCUACCUCUAGCAGCAAAGUUAAUCGGAGGUUCUUGGAUUAGAACUUUGCCAGAAUCUCUUUGCAAACUUUAUAGCUUGCAAACACUAAGAAUUGACAGGCUUGAAGAUGGUUUUCCAAAGGAGAUGAGCAGUUUGAUUAGCAUGAGACAUCUUCACUGUGAUGAUUAUUAUACAAGACGCGAAAUCCAAAUGCCAUCCGGGAUUAGACGAUGGACUUGUCUUCAAACGCUGGAGUUCUUUAACACCGGUCGUCAAGAGGAAGGUCGUGGUAUCCAAGAGCUUGGAACCUUGGAAGAUCUUAAAGGCUCCUUGGAGAUCAGAAAUCUUGAAUUAGUAAAUGGCAAAGAUGAUGCUGAACUGGCGAACCUAUCUAAAAAGCCAAAUCUGCAUCGGUUGGUAUUUGAGUGGGGCAAUAGGAUCGAGAAAGUGAUAAUUGUGAUGAAGAUGUGUUGGAAGGCCUCCAACCUCACCCAAAUUUAA
Messenger RNA from Coffea arabica (coffee), 873 nucleotides. NCBI's taxonomy places the organism in Eukaryota, Viridiplantae, Streptophyta, Magnoliopsida, Gentianales, Rubiaceae. The record is from RefSeq and is a predicted model, not a curated record.